Messenger RNA from Scaptodrosophila lebanonensis, 1018 nucleotides. RefSeq lists its product as uncharacterized. The coding region runs from base 252 to 608 and encodes 118 amino acids. The transcript is spliced from 4 exons. NCBI's taxonomy places the organism in Eukaryota, Metazoa, Arthropoda, Insecta, Diptera, Drosophilidae. The record is from RefSeq and is a predicted model, not a curated record.
CUUCUUGGCGUUCACAUCGAUAUAGAAACAGGCAGCCAACGAGAAACCAGCCUAAGUGGACUCUUCAACAGGAUCCUUUUUCUGCAACAGUGUCUAAAGUUUAUUGUUGUUCUUUUAAACGUUUUUGCCACAUACGUGAAAUUCCAAAAUUAAUUAAAACGGCACAAUUAUUUCGUUUCACGACUCGCGUCAAAAUUUCUAAACUUCAACCACACUUUUUUCCUCCAAAUAAACGAUUUAAACACAUCGAGAUGUUGAAAUUCGUGCAAAUACUGUUGUGUUAUGCUCUGUUGCUGACCAUUUUGGUGACUGUGGGCGAGGCGCGUCCUUCCGGCGAAACCGGACCUGAAUCGGAUGCCUUGGAGACGCAGGACAGCGAUGAUGUGCGCAGCGCCUAUGGCUAUGAAAUGCCCGCACAGGCCAUAUAUCCCAACAUCCCCUUGGAUCGUUUGCAGAUGCUGUAUGCGCAGUACAGGCCCAGCUACAAUGGAUACUUGCGCUCCCCCUCCUACGGCAACAUGAACGAACUAUAUCGCCUGCCCGAGAGCAAACGUCAAGUGAGAUACCGACAGUGCUACUUCAAUCCCAUUUCGUGCUUUAGAAAGUAAAUUAGAAACCGAAAGUUGCAAAGAAAACAAAAAAAAAGCAAACAAAUUAACAAAAUAAAAAACAUCCACAGCCCUGGAUAAAUUAACAUUUCAAACAUUACGAAAAUCAAAAUGAAAAUUUAGCAUAUAACUAACGCAAAUAUUUAGUGCAAUUAACUAAAGCUAAGACUCAAGCAACUCUACCUAUACAUACUACUAUAUACAUAUACAUAUAUUUAUGAAGUAACUAAAUAUGUUAUAUUUAUUACAACAACUAAGUGUCUACAUUAUGAUUAACAAACGAAAAAAUGCUUCAUUGUAGUUACAAAAAAAACAAAAAACAAAAAAAAAAACAAAAAACAACCAACCUACCCGUAUACUAUAUGUAUGUUUUUUCAACAAUUCUUGAUUCAGCAAACAACAAACUAUUU